Arachis duranensis is the source of this 3936-nucleotide messenger RNA. Its product is annotated as protein translocase subunit SECA2, chloroplastic. Gene Ontology annotation, molecular function: ATP binding; ABC-type protein transporter activity. NCBI's taxonomy places the organism in Eukaryota, Viridiplantae, Streptophyta, Magnoliopsida, Fabales, Fabaceae. The coding region runs from base 118 to 3285 and encodes 1055 amino acids. The transcript is spliced from 30 exons. Gene Ontology annotation, biological process: protein import; protein targeting. Gene Ontology annotation, cellular component: membrane; chloroplast envelope. The record is from RefSeq and is a predicted model, not a curated record.
UUGAAGGAAGUGUGCAUGUUUCAUAGGUGAAAGAUAACUUCGAUUAUUUAUUUUCAGUUAAUUUCCUUUUCAUUAUUCGGUUUAUGACAGUCUAAGCCGGUCAGCUGCAUAUCGGUUAUGGCCACCACCGUGCCGGCGUUCUCAUAUGCGCCUUCCUUCGCUAUCAAACCUCCACACACCGACGCCAAUGCCUCCUCCUUUAUUCCACCCUCUUCUCUUUCUCAUCCUUCCUCCUUCUCUCCCCUCAGACGACGUCGUUUCACACGCGCCCCCGUUGUUGCCGCCCUUGCCCCUUCCAAGGGGACGCUAGGUAGUAUUAGAAAGAGUCUCAACGAUUUCAUGAGCUUGAACUACUGGGUUGUUCGUGAUUACUACCGCCUUGUUAGCUCUGUUAACUCCUUCGAGGCCCACAUUCAGAAACUCUCCGACGAACAGUUAACGGCCAAGACGGAGGAGUUUCGCAGGAGGCUCGGACGUGGCGAGACCCUUGGAGAUAUUCAAGCUGAGGCGUUUGCUGUUGUUCGUGAAGCUGCAUGGAGGAAGCUUGGGAUGCGCCAUUUUGAUGUUCAGAUUAUUGGUGGGGCAGUACUGCAUGAUGGGUCAAUUGCCGAGAUGAAAACAGGGGAGGGGAAAACAUUGGUUUCCACGUUAGCAGCGUAUCUUAAUGCCCUCACUGGUGAGGGUGUUCAUGUGGUAACCGUCAAUGAUUAUUUAGCUCAGCGUGAUUCUGAAUGGAUGGGGAGUGUUCAUCGCUUCUUAGGUCUUUCUGUAGGCCUUAUUCAGAAGGGGAUGAAUGCUGCAGAGCGGAGAUCCAACUAUAGAUGUGAUAUAACAUAUACCAAUAACUCUGAACUUGGCUUUGAUUAUUUACGAGAUAAUCUUGCUGGAAAUAGGGAAGACCUUGUGAUGAGAUGGCCAAAACCAUUUCAUUUUGCAAUUGUUGAUGAAGUGGAUUCUGUCCUGAUAGAUGAAGGAAGAAAUCCUUUGUUAAUAAGCGGUGAGGCUAGUAAGGAUGCUGCACGAUAUCCUGUUGCUGCAAAAGUAGCUGAACUGCUUGUGCAGGGCACUCAUUAUAACGUGGAGCUUAAAAAUGAGUCAGUGGAGUUGACUGAGGAAGGAAUUGCUCUUGCUGAAAUGGCUCUUGAAACCAAUGACCUUUGGGAUGAAAAUGAUCCCUGGGCUAGGUUUGUGAUGAACGCUUUAAAAGCUAAAGAGUUCUAUCGACGAGAUGUAGAGUACAUAGUCCGAGAUGGGAAGGCUUUAAUUAUCAAUGAGCUGACAGGAAGAGUUGAAGAGAAACGGAGAUGGUCUGAGGGGAUUCACCAGGCUGUGGAGGCAAAGGAAGGUUUGAAGAUUCAGGCAGAUUCCGUUGUUGUGGCACAAAUCACUUACCAGUCAUUAUUCAAGCUCUAUCCAAAAUUGUCAGGAAUGACUGGGACUGCAAAAACAGAAGAGAGAGAAUUCUUAAAAAUGUUCCAGAUGCCAGUCAUUGAAGUGCCCACAAAUCUUCCUAAUAUUCGUAAAGAUCUUCCUAUUCAAGCUUUCGCCACUGCUCGUGGGAAAUGGGAGCAAGUUCGCCGAGAAGUUGAAUAUAUGUUUAGACAAGGCCGUCCUAUUUUAGUUGGGACAACUAGUGUAGAAAAUUCUGAACUUUUGGCUGGUCUGCUUUGGGAGUGGAAUAUUCCCCACAAUGUCCUGAAUGCUCGACCUAAGUAUGCUGCAAGAGAAGCUGAAAUUGUUGCACAGGCAGGACGCAAACAUGCCAUUACCAUCUCUACAAAUAUGGCAGGCAGGGGCACGGAUAUAAUCCUUGGAGGAAAUCCAAAAAUGCUUGCCAGAGAAAUUAUAGAGGAUAGCGUAAUUCAUUUAUUGACACAACAGGUUCCAAAUGUUGAACUUGCUAGUGAGACUGUUUCGCGACAGGUGCUUCCAAAGAUAAAGGUUGGUAACUCAAGAUUUUAUAUUCUUUGCAACAUGAAUUAUUCAGCCAAAUAUGUCUCGAAAAGUGAGGGUAGAAACUGGACAUAUCAGAAGGCUAAAUCCUUGAUCACAGAGGCUAUUCAAUUUAGUCUGUCAUAUAGUUUUGAGGAGCUGGAGGAGCUUGCUAAUGAAGAUUCUGAAUUUUACCCUCUUGGUCCAACAGUAGCACUUGCCUAUGUGUCAGUUCUGAAGGAUUGUGAAGAGCACUGUUUGCAUGAAGGCUCUGAAGUUAAAAGGCUUGGUGGCCUUCAUGUAAUUGGUACAUCUUUACAUGAGUCCCGGAGAAUAGAUAACCAGCUCCGUGGCAGAGCAGGAAGGCAGGGAGAUCCAGGUUCAACGCGAUUUAUGGUUAGCUUGCAGGACGAGAUGUUUCAAAAGUUCAAUUUUGAUACGGAAUGGGCUGUCAGACUUAUAUCAAAGAUUACAAAUGAUGAGGAUAUGCCAAUUGAGGGUGAUGCCAUUGUGAAGCAGCUCUUGGGGUUGCAAAUCAAUGCAGAGAAGUUCUUCUUCAGCAUAAGAAAGAGCCUAGUUGAAUUUGAUGAAGUAUUGGAGGUGCAGCGAAAGCAUGUUUAUGAUCUAAGGCAGUUGAUCUUGACUGGAGAUGAUGAAAGCUGUUCCCAACACAUAUUCCAGUACAUGCAAGCAGUUGUGGAUGAGAUUGUCUUCAGUAACAUCAAUCCAAUGAAGCAUCCAUGUACCUGGAGUUUGAGUAAGCUCUUGAAAGAGUAUAUGACAAUUGGUGGAAAGCUGCUUCAUGAAUCUUUUGGAGGGAUCACCGAUGACUCUUUGUUAACCUCACUUGAGCAACUGAAUGAUGCGGGUUCCAUUGAUAUUGUCAACUUUUCCCUUCCAAAUCUGCCCACACCUCCAAAUGCGUUCAGGGGAAUCCGCAGGAAAAGCUCUUCAUUAAGACGUUGGCUUGUUAUUUGCUCUGAUGAUCUAAUCGAGAACGGGAAGUAUCGGACAACAUCUAAUCUCCUCCGCAAAUAUCUUGGAGAUUUUCUAAUUGCUUCAUAUCUAAAUGUUGUUGAAGAGUCUGGUUAUGAAGAUAAAUAUGUCAAGGAAAUUGAGAGAGCUGUUCUUUUGAAAACUCUUGAUUGCUUCUGGAGAGAUCACCUUGUAAACAUGAAUCGGCUCAGUUCUGCAGUGAAUAUAAGGAGCUUUGGGCACAGAAACCCUCUUGAAGAGUACAAAAUUGACGGUUGCCGUUUUUUCAUCUCAAUGCUUAGUGCAACAAGGAGGUUAACUGUAGAAGCGCUGUUACAGCAUUGGUCAUCUCCAAUGGAAUCACUUGAACUAUCUUGAUUAUAAAUGUACAUAAAAAGGUAGAUAAUUCAAGUGAAAGAAUCUUAACUUAGACUGGUUUCCCUCUUUGGUUUGGCCCCUAAUCACUAAAAGCUGCACAAAUUAUGCAGGUCCAAUUUUUACACAAUGUUAAUUUGAUGUUUCAAUCAGACUAAUAUUCUGAACAGUGUAGAUAUUGUAUUAAAGAACUCUGGCCACUCCUUCUCCGGUAGCGUUAUCCGUAUUUCUGGUUUGUCAAAGGGACUGGGAUGUGACAUGGAGAUGCACUAUACAGGUUUGUCAUCAUGAGCAGCACACCCUAUCAUGGAGAUAAUGCAGUGCGGAAUCUGAUACAAGCUCCUAUUAUUUAGAGCCUGGGGAAUGAUUGACUUGAAUUUUUCCUUUUCAAAAUGCAGGGUAAUCACAGAGCGGAUCAUAUUUCUUACAGUUCUUGUGCUUUAAUAACAUGAUUUUUGUUGAUUUUUGAAGUUGAAGUUUUUAUAUGGUGCUUCCAAGAAGAUAUAUAUGGCAAGCGCUUUGUCAUAAAUUCCAAGCAAAUUGAGAUAGUGCAUCAACCCAUUGUAAAUUGUAGCCUUUGGCAUUGUUAAAAAAUAUGUAAAAUAUGAAGCAGGAGUAAAUAAUUAUAUUAUAUUCAAUCUUUCAGUUUCUUGA